CCCAGGAAACUCAAGGGGGGAAGUGGAGAAGUUUCCCAAAGCCUUGUUUUAGUGCCAGGCCUGGAUCAGACAUACAGAGAGUGAAGAAGAGGUUUGGAAUAGGAGCCACAUGAUCGAGAAUUAGCCUUGUCAUAACCAGGACAGGAGCUUAUGGUCUAUGUUCUUUGGUGAAGAUUAGAGAGUUUUGAGGUAUGGAAUGGCUGAACAUUGUGGGACUGCUCUUCCUCUGCUCUCCGGCCUCCUCUCAGAAGCUCUCAUCGACAGGAAGGAAUGUUUGCCUCAGCCCACGGGACUCGGCUCUUGUGUGUUGUUUAGGAUGGGCCCAGCAGGGUGAUGAGUGCACAAUACCGCUCUGUGAAGGACAGAACGCCUGCAUGCAGAAUGAGGUGUGUGUGUAUCCCAGAGAGUGCAGAUGCAAUCCAGGGUUCUUUGGAUUCCAAUGCAAAACUCCCUGUCCUUCUGAGUUCUGGGGCUCAGACUGUCGUAAGCCAUGCUUGUGUCACCCUAAUGGCCAUUGCGACCCUGUUACUGGUAAGUGCAAAUGCCUUCCUACCCACUGGGGCAACAUAUGCCAGAAUAGCUGUAAAUGUGGACGUCACGGCCGCUGUGACCCUGUCAGUGGUAACUGCACUUGUGAUGAAGGCUGGUGGGGUUCCACCUGCACCAAGUUGUGCCACUGCCUUCCCAGCACCUCCAGCUGUGACCCUGGUACAGGCCUUUGUAUCUGCAAAGAGGGUUAUUGGGGUCAGACGUGCCGCAGGCACUGCAACUGCUUAACAUCACCUUGCGAGCAAGUCUCAGGUGAGUGUCAGUGCAAACAUGGCUUGUGGGGACCCAGCUGUAACCGACAAUGCGUCUGCAACUUUAGCCACAGCAAGUGUGACCCCCGCACAGGAACGUGUGUCUGCCAGCCAGGUUACAAGAACCCUACCUGUAAUGAGCAGUGCGACGUGGGAUACUAUGGCAGCGGCUGCUUGGAGAGCUGUGGACAUUGUGAAGGAGGCAAACCAUGCUCUAAACUGGAUGGCUCAUGCAGCUCCUGCGCCCCGGGAUGGAUCGGCACACGAUGUGAUCAGCCCUGUCCAUCUGGUUACCAUGGCAUUAAGUGCCAGGAGGUGUGUCCUCACUGCAGGAGGGGUGAACCAUGUGAUUCCAUAACAGGAAUGUGUGCACAGUGUGACCCUGGCUGGACUGGACCCAGAUGUGACCAGCUUUGUCCUAAUGGUACUUUUGGGGCCGGCUGUCAUUUCCUCUGCAGUCCUUGCUAUCAUGGUCGCUGUGAUCAUGUGACAGGAAGCUGUCUUUGCCAACCUGGCUUUCAGAGUGCGAGUUGUAACAGUUCAUGUCCAGAUAAGAUGUAUGGAAUAAACUGCUCAUUGGCCUGUGACUGUGGAGGUGAUACAUGUCAUCCUGCCAGUGGAGAAUGUCCCUCCAGCAUUCGGGCAGGGCUUCUAGCAGGACUUCUAAUUCCUCUGCUGGUUCUCAUACUUGCCUUGUUGUUUUGCUGCUGCUGUUGUGGAAGUCCAGCUGAUGGGAAGGACAGAGUGGCAGUAGGGGAUGGGAGUAAGACGAACCGAAUGAAGCAUCAUGUCUACACAGUGCUAGCCAACAUGAGCUCAGCCAUGCCAUGUCUCUUUCUUAGGUCCUCUGGACUUCCUAGGGUUACAGUUUCUCACCAUGAUCCAGAGCUCACCUUUAACCACAGCUUCAUCGAGCCCCCUUCAGGCUGGGUCUCAGACUCUUUUGAGACUGAUGAGGAUGGAGAAGCUGUCUACUGUGUUCCUCCCAGAGAAGACAUUCCAGCUGUGGCAGGAGGAGAACUUCAGUUUCAGGAAAUGGGUUCAAAGUGUAACUUCUUAUCCGAGCCACCAACGUUCAGCAGCGAGGACAUGUCACUGGCUUUCGGCAUACCAAGGACCUCAAGCAUUGCCAAAUCCAAACGGCCAUCUGUUUCUUUUGCAGAAGGCACCAAGUUCAGCCCGAAAGAGCGCCGUGGCUCGACUCAGGAGCUUGGUCGCAAACCCAAAACUCCAUGGGGAGUCCUGAUGUUCUCCAGCCUGCAUGGGGCACAGGGGAGCCACGAGCAGACUGCAGUAGAUAAAGAAGAGACAAGUGAUGAGGUUCAAACAUCCUCAGAGGACCAAGAAUCUAACUUCUUAACAGAGGCAGACUCAGAGAGGUAUGAGUCUAUCCCAUCAAGGGCUUAUUUAACUGUACCAGGUAGUAGGCGGCACACUCCGUCCAACCCUAAGAAGAGCCUACAAUCGCAGCCCUCGUCUGAGGUGUAUGAGAUGGAUUCAGGGACAGAGAAGGUGUCCACGGUCUAUGUAACUGUAGGCAAGCCUAUGCGGGCAUCCAAGGCAGACUUAAGCUCUGAGGGGCCAGUGCAGGCCAUGCUACGCAGGCUGGGCAGCAUCCAAAGACAGAGAGAGGAAACAGCACAGCCCAAAAGUAAGGGGGCUGCCCAGACAAAACCCCCACGCAGGAAACUGGGGGCACGUGCCAGCUUGUGGGAGCAGGCAGAAGUUUCAGGACAGCCAGAUGUUGUACUGAGGAAACCCAGCCGUAGAAAACACACCUCCCAUAGCUCGCCAUGUACAGUAGGGGCUACUGAAUUGGUACAGGACAACACCACCCCCAAGAGACCACUGUCCUCUAUACUUAAGUGUGUCCCAGGAAGCACUACACAAGUCUUAUUAGGGGACAUGGACCCAAGAACUGCCUCUGAAUCAGAAACUAACACUGAAGCUAUCUAUGAGACUGUGGCAGAUGAGGUAUCUACUUCAUCAGAGGUUAUCCAUAAUGGCACAGUGCAGAAUAAAGAGUCCAACUAUGAAAAUGUUUAUAUAAAUCAUUCUUGAUAUUGAGUUGUUGAUAAACUGAUAUGUUUUAAGUGAUUAAUGUUAGAAUUAUAUUUCCCAUUCUGUAUUAUUACAUCUUAAAUUGCUGUUUUUAUGUAUUUCAAACGUUCGUUAUUUCUCAUUAUAAAACUUACAAAAUUAGC
Silurus meridionalis is the source of this 3004-nucleotide messenger RNA. RefSeq names its product scavenger receptor class F, member 1 (gene scarf1). The transcript has 11 exons. The coding region runs from base 192 to 2861 and encodes 889 amino acids. Gene Ontology annotation, molecular function: scavenger receptor activity. NCBI's taxonomy places the organism in Eukaryota, Metazoa, Chordata, Actinopteri, Siluriformes, Siluridae. The record is from RefSeq and is a predicted model, not a curated record.